Gekko japonicus is the source of this 900-nucleotide messenger RNA. RefSeq names its product ATPase, H+ transporting, lysosomal 21kDa, V0 subunit b (gene ATP6V0B). Bases 60 to 677 code for a protein of 205 amino acids. Gene Ontology annotation, molecular function: proton-transporting ATPase activity, rotational mechanism. Gene Ontology annotation, biological process: proton transmembrane transport. The transcript has 8 exons. NCBI's taxonomy places the organism in Eukaryota, Metazoa, Chordata, Lepidosauria, Squamata, Gekkonidae. Gene Ontology annotation, cellular component: proton-transporting V-type ATPase, V0 domain. The record is from RefSeq and is a predicted model, not a curated record.
CAGUCGGUCAGCUGAGCCGUGGUUGUGAUAGUCCGCAGUGGGGGUUUGCUGCUGUCGCCAUGUCUGGGCUCGCGUUGUUGUAUUCGGGGCUGGGAUUGAGUGCAGCCGCUGCCAUCACCGGCGUUGGGAUCUGCUACACAAUAUUUGACCUGGGCUUCCGUUUUGAUGUGGCAUGGUUCCUGACAGAGACCUCACCCUUCAUGUGGUCCAACCUGGGGAUUGGGCUGGCCAUCUCACUGUCAGUGGUGGGUGCUGCCUGGGGCAUUUACAUCACUGGAUCCAGCAUCAUAGGUGGUGGUGUCAAAGCACCUCGAAUCAAAACCAAGAAUCUGGUCAGUAUCAUCUUUUGUGAAGCUGUGGCCAUCUACGGGAUCAUCAUGGCCAUUGUGAUCACCAACAUGGCCGAGCAAUUUACUGGUGACACUCCUGAGACGAUUGGUCACCGGAACUAUCAUGCAGGUUACUCCAUGUUUGGGGCAGGGUUGACGGUGGGCCUCUCCAACCUCUUCUGUGGUGUAUGUGUGGGCAUUGUGGGCAGCGGUGCAGCACUGGCAGAUGCCCAGAACCCUAGCCUCUUUGUCAAGAUCCUAAUCGUGGAAAUCUUUGGCAGUGCCAUUGGGCUGUUUGGAGUCAUCGUGGCUAUCCUGCAGACAUCUAAAGUGAAAAUGGGUGACUAAGCCCCAUGCCAUCCGUCUGUCACCUGCAGAUUUUGUACAUAUUUAUUUAACCUCUCCUGUUGGCUUGGGGCAAAGCUUGGUGUAUAAAGUUAUUCCUGUGAUCUUUGCCUGCCAGGCCAUGGAAGACCCUGAUCAAUGGAUAUGUAUGUGUUGAGAAUCUUACCCUGUCUUCCCCCUUCCACCACCCCUUUCCUGUUCCCUUGAAGAUGAAGGCAGGGAGCCC